ACCAACCAGACGGGACACGAGAAAUGUUCAUCCAUGGCACAGCCACAUAGGCAUAUACCGUUACAUCGCCCAAACCGAGACCACACCAACCAAACGCCACCCGAUCCUCUUCAAAGAAAAACGUACUAGCAUCGAAGCAGCGAUGCUCCUGGCUCGCGCCUCCCCCAGCUUCCUCGCCUCCACCUCCUCCACCCCUACCCCGUCGUCACAGACGCUGCCGCCGUCCGCGUCCUUCGGGAGGAGCCAGCGCACGGGCGGCGUCCUAGCCACGGCAUCGCCGAACAGCGCCCCCAGACGGCCCGUGAUGGCGGCUGCGGCGGCAGUCCCGGCGGCAAAGCUGGAGGACGCCGAGGCGCUCAUCGACUCCGUCGAGACGUUCAUAUUCGACUGCGAUGGGGUGAUCUGGAAGGGCGACAAGCUGAUCGACGGCGUGCCGGAGACGCUCGACCUGCUCAGAUCAAAGGGCAAGAGGCUGGUGUUCGUGACCAACAAUUCCACCAAGUCGAGGAAGCAGUACGGGAAGAAAUUCGAGACGCUCGGGCUCAGUGUCAACGAGGAAGAGAUAUUUGCUUCGUCCUUCGCAGCUGCCGCAUACCUGGAGUCCAUCGAUUUCCCCAAAGACAAGAAGGUUUACGUGAUUGGAGAGGAAGGGAUCCUCAAGGAGCUCGAGCUGGCUGGCUUUCAGUACCUCGGCGGACCUACAGACGGUGACAAGAAGAUAGAGCUGAAGCCUGGCUUCUACAUGGAGCAUGACAAAGAUGUUGGAGCAGUUGUAGUGGGAUUUGAUCGCUAUUUUAACUACUACAAAGUUCAGUACGGGACACUCUGCAUACGUGAGAAUCCUGGGUGCCUUUUCAUUGCAACAAACAGGGACGCUGUCACCCAUCUCACUGAUGCCCAGGAGUGGGCAGGUGGCGGGUCGAUGGUCGGUGCUGUUCUUGGUUCAACCAAACAAGAACCGCUCGUCGUCGGGAAGCCGUCGACAUUCAUGAUGGACUACCUGGCAAAGAAGUUUGGAAUCACAACAUCUCAGAUAUGCAUGGUAGGUGACCGUUUGGAUACUGACGUUCUAUUUGGGCAAAAUGGAGGCUGCAAAACUCUCCUGGUUCUUUCAGGUGUGACUUCCGUGCAGAUGCUUCAGAGCCCCGACAACACGAUCCAGCCAGAUUUCUACACAAACCAAAUUUCUGAUUUUCUCACCCUUAAAACAGCAGCAGUAUGAACAGAAAUGUGAAUGUACUGCUUUAGCUGGGGGAGGGCCGUUACUUUUGUAUAGCAACUAAGAGAUCACCCGGGAUGGUUUUCUUUCACAUUGAUUUGUAAUCGCGAGACAGAUGUUUAAAUGCAAGUAUGUACAUCAUUAAAUGCAUAUCAACUUGAUGCUGCUA
Messenger RNA from Hordeum vulgare subsp. vulgare (domesticated barley), 1388 nucleotides. RefSeq names its product phosphoglycolate phosphatase 1A, chloroplastic-like. NCBI's taxonomy places the organism in Eukaryota, Viridiplantae, Streptophyta, Magnoliopsida, Poales, Poaceae. The record is from RefSeq and is a predicted model, not a curated record. Gene Ontology annotation, molecular function: phosphatase activity. The transcript has 11 exons. Bases 143 to 1222 code for a protein of 359 amino acids.